Molecule: messenger RNA, 2681 nt
Organism: Ornithorhynchus anatinus (platypus)
Lineage: Eukaryota; Metazoa; Chordata; Mammalia; Monotremata; Ornithorhynchidae
Gene: IL1RAP
Product: interleukin 1 receptor accessory protein
Exons: 10
Coding region: 6-2072 (688 amino acids)
Biological process (GO): signal transduction
Molecular function (GO): interleukin-1 receptor activity
Source: RefSeq, a predicted model, not a curated record
ACAGGAUGGACCUCUUCUGCUUUCUGGUCACUUUCUGGCUUUGUGUAACACUACAAAGUGGAUCCUCAGAACGCUGUGAAGACUGGGGACUGGACACUAUGACCAAAAUCCAAGUAUAUGAUGGGGAACCUGCCUGUAUCAAGUGCCCACUCUUCGAACAGUUCCUAAAAUACAACUACAGUACUGCCCACUCUGCUGGACUUACUCUGAUCUGGUAUUGGAUUGGUCAAGACCGUGACCUCGAGGAGCCAAUCAAUUUCCGACUGCCAGACAACCGGAUUAGCAAAGAGAAAGACAUCCUCUGGUUUCGGCCCACUCUUCUCAAUGACACUGGGAAUUACACCUGCAUGUUGAGGAAUACCACAUAUUGCAGCAAAGUUGCCUUUCCCCUGGAAGUCGUUAGAAAGGACCCAGGUAAAUGUGUCAGUCCGUUAGUGAAACCCUUGGUGAAGUUAUUAUAUGAAGAGGAAGACUUGCAAUUCAUCAAUUGUCCAAAUAUAGAUGGAUUUUAUCCUGUAAACCUGAAACCAGUUGUCCAUUGGUUCAAGGGCUGUAAAGAAGUGAAUAACUUUCAUAGUGUAUUUCCCAAUGGGACUAGCCUGGACUUUACUACAGCCCGAAGUUCAAUUAAUGGAAUUUACACUUGCAUCGUGAACUAUCUGGACGGUGGGCGAACCUUCAGUCUCACCCGAAGUGUAGAAGUGAAGGUGGUAGGGCAUCCUGAUAAAGCACUGCCUCCACAAAUGCUCUCUCCUAUGGACCAAGUAGUUUAUGAAAAGGAACCAGGAGAGGAACUUCUCCUUCCCUGUGAAGUCAUUUUUACUUUUCUGAAGGACUCUCCCAAAGAGAUUUGGUGGACUAUUGAUGGGAAGAAAACUGAUGACAUCCCUGACAUAACAGUGAACCAAAGCAUUAUCACCUCUCAAAUUGAAGAUAUAACAAUAAAAAAGACACUGAACAUCAAAAAAGUGUCCUCUGAUGAUUUGAAGCGCAACUAUACCUGUCAUGCAAGAAAUGCAAAGGGGAAAGUGGAAAAGCAGGCCAAAGUGAAACAGAAAGUUCUAGUGCCAAGAUACACGGUGGAACUGGCCUGUGGGUUUGGAGCCACGGUCUUCCUUGUGGUGAUUCUGAUUGUCGUCUACCAUGUCUACUGGCUGGAGAUGGUGCUGUUUUAUCGGGCUCACUUUGGGACAGAUGAAACAAUUUUGGAUGGCAAGGAGUAUGACAUUUAUGUAUCCUAUGCAAGAAAUGCUGAGGAAGAAGAAUUUGUAUUACUGACCCUUCGUGGAGUCCUAGAGAAUGAAUUUGGUUACAAGCUGUGCAUUUUUGACCGGGACAGCCUGCCAGGUGGAAACACAGUUGAAGCAGUGUUUGAUUUCAUCCAGAGGAGCCGAAGGAUGAUUGUGGUCCUUAGCCCCGACUACGUGACCGAGAAGAGCAUCAGCAUGCUGGAAUUCAAGCUGGGUGUUAUGUGCCAGAACUCCAUUGCUACCCAACUCAUUGUAGUCGAGUACCAACCCCUUCAACAUCCCCACCCAGGUGUUCUGCAGCUCAAAGAGUCCGUUCCUUUCAUCAGCUGGAAGGGAGAAAAAUCCAACAAGCCGGGCUCCCAGUUCUGGAAGGCCCUGAGGUUGGCCCUGCCCCUGAGGAGCCUGAACGCCGGCUCCGGCUGGAACGACAGCUGUUCUUCUCAGUCCGAUCUCAGCCUAGACCACAUCCAGAGGAGGCGAAGCCGGUUGAAAGCCCCCUCAGAGCGCCAGGACUCCAAGAGUGGGCUCAGCACAGUCCCGACCCCCAUGGCCAGGGCCAAGCACCGAGCAAAGCCCUCGUCGGCCUGUCGGUGCUGCGUGACCUACUGCGGAGGCCAGAGCCAGCUCAGGAGUAAAAGCCGGGCCGAGGUGCAGGUCCAGCCCCAGUGGGAGACUCAUCUCUGCAAACCCGUCCCCCGACACUCAGAGACUCACUGGAUCCAGAAUGGAAACAAGGCAGAGGUGCCAGCCCCUCAGAUUUCCUCUCUUGCCCUCCAUCACUUUACGGAUCUAUCUAACAACAACGACUUCUAUGUACUUUAAUCUGGACAAAAGAAGGGAGAGGCUCUCCCCGUCAACCUCUUUGUAAAAUGAACCCAUGGGAACCAUGAACAUUUUCUUAUUAUUAGCUGGUGCCCGCUUCCAUUUUUCUUCCCGUUCAUUUCCAGGGGACAGAAAGCCUUCAGGUCCUCACUGAAGGGCUGAAUCUGAAAGUACGGCUAAACAUGGCUGAAAGGUAGACCUUCUCUUCCAUGUCUCAUCCCGUCAGGUCAGGGCAAAAUGGCUCUCCAGUGUUUGAUUCUUUCAAUCCCACCCAAAUGUCAAAACCUAGAACCCGGGGAUAAAGUUUAAGUGGGUUUCUUUGUUCCAUGUCCAUAAAUCCCAUGCUCAGUGGGUCACUUAUGCUCGUGCUGUGAGGCACACAGUGUGUGUAUUUUCUGUGAGUGUGAAGCCAUUAGGGGCCAAUGCCAGGAGAAGGUUGAUGGGUUCACUCUGAUUGGAAGAGAGCCCAGGGCAUACCCCAACUCCCCUCCCCACCUCCCACCCCCCAGAUGCCCUACCAACAGAGUCCUAAAUAGUGUUUUCAUGUUUAUUGUGGAGUCCUGUACUCUUAAACUGCCUCAUCACAGAGACAAUAAAGUUAUAUUUUUA